AUGCUGAACAAUCUCAAAACAUUGAUUGCUUUUGAAAGUGAUUGGCCUUAUCAAGGACCAUACUAUCGAAUGGGCCGAGAUCGAGCGUCUCGUCUCUUAUGGGAGUCGAGUCCAACUUAUCAGAUCAUCGCCAAAUGUAACUGUUCACCGUGUUGUGAAACGGGGAUUUUUCCGGAAAAUGCGCCGAUUUCUGAGUUAAAUUUGUCUUUGCUCAUUGCUACUUUCACUAUAUUGCUGAUCAUCGUUAUUGUGAUUGUUUCGCUCAAAUAUUGCUGCCUCUUGAGAAUCAGGAUAAAGAGGAGAGAGGAGAUAAUUCUUUUAGCUGAUGACGAGUCAGUGAUGUUGCGCUUGAUUGGAAGUGGUGGAUUUGGGCAAGUCUACGAGUUGGUCGGACAGAAACCAGCAGCUGUCAUCAAAAUCAUGAACGCUUCACCGAAAUUCUACGAAAGCGUUGAACAUGAAUACAAACAUUUGAAAUUGAUGAAACAUCCCAAUGUGGUCCGCUUGUUGCAAACGGAAAGAAUGGAGAAGAGAGGCGAAGUCGGUAUUGUGAUGGAGUACUGUCAACGGGGAGAUUUGAAAAAAUUAUUAUUGGAUCAAACGAUCGUCUACUCGAUGAAAACGGUGUACUGUUGGACGGUCGAGCUGUUGAAUGCACUUCAAUACAUCUUCGAUACACACAGUGUCAUUCAUCGGGAUAUCAAACCUGAGAACGUUUUUAUCACCGAUAAGUGGUGUUUGAAAAUUGGCGACUUUGGCCUUGCCAAAUUCAUCCAACAGACACAGACGGGCACUUUUGCCGGAACUCUUCGUUACAUGAGUCCAUUGCAAAGGGAUGUUAGCCAAGAUGGAGCCGAGUCUUCAAGCGGUCGACUUUUGGAUUCCCAUCGCAACGAUGUUUACGGUAUUGGCUUGGUUCUAUGGGAAAUGGUCGAGAGGAGAACCGUGCUUGUGGAAUAUGAUCGAAAUGGAAAGUGGCUGCCCCCAAUUGUCCUCGUCAGCUCCAAGAAAUCAUUGAGAGAUGUACAAAUUUUGACCUCUACUUCCGACCAAAAGCUAUUGAAAUUUUCGAAGAAA
Molecule: messenger RNA, 1077 nt
Organism: Mesorhabditis belari
Lineage: Eukaryota; Metazoa; Nematoda; Chromadorea; Rhabditida; Rhabditidae
Source: the annotation of a GenBank genome assembly